Molecule: messenger RNA, 9582 nt
Organism: Amphimedon queenslandica
Lineage: Eukaryota; Metazoa; Porifera; Demospongiae; Haplosclerida; Niphatidae
Exons: 21
Coding region: 16-9414 (3132 amino acids)
Molecular function (GO): calcium ion binding
Source: RefSeq, a predicted model, not a curated record
UUUUAAACAUAAAGAAUGGGCAAAGUCUUGCUACUGUCCUUUAUUUGUGUUCUCUUUCUGUCUUUUUGCAUUAGAGAAAGUUCAGCACAAUGCGGUGCUGGCUUUCAAGAUGUUGGAGGAGUAUGUAUGGAUAUUGAUGAAUGCACUGAAAACAAUGUGCCAAUCUGUGGCAGUCAUAUGUGCUCCAAUACUAAUGGUUCCUAUGAAUGUAUCUGCAAUUCUGGCUAUGAAGUAGCUGAAGAUAAUCAGACUUGCAUUGAUAUUGAUGAAUGCAGUUCCAACUCAUCACUAUGUGGUGGGAAUACAUGUAUCAACACUGCUGGAUCAUAUCAGUGUAGCUGUAGACCAGGAUGCAUGAAUGAUCCAACUGAUCCACAAAUAUGCAUUGAUAUUGAUGAAUGUGCUGAUAAUUAUUGCAAUCAGAAUUGUGUUAAUCUCGAUUGCUCAAGUGGCAGAUAUGAGUGUUCAUGUAAUGCUGGCUAUCAACUAGCUCCUGAUAAUCAUACUUGUAUUGAUGUUGAUGAAUGCAGUUUCAACUCAUCACUAUGUGGUGGGCAUACAUGUAUCAACACUGCUGGAUCAUAUCAGUGUAGCUGUAGAUUAGGAUGCAUGAAUGAAGAAGCAAUGGAUCACCAAAUAUGCAUUGAUAUUGAUGAAUGUGCUGCUGCUAAUACAAAUGAUUGUAGUCAGGGUUGCAAUAAUCUUGAUUGCUUAAGUGGCAGAUAUCAAUGUUCAUGUAACCCUGGCUUUAGAUUAGGAGCUGAUAAUCAUACUUGCAUUGAUUCUAAUGAAUGCAAUACAGGCAAUAACUGUAGCCAGUUAUGUAAUAAUAACAUUGGAAGCUAUACUUGUGACUGUAAUGAAGGAUGUACAUUAAACUCUGAUGGAUUUAGUUGUGAUGAUAUUAAUGAGUGUGACACUAAUAAUGGCGGUUGCUCUCAAGUGUGUAAUAACUCAUUCUGUACUGAUGGGCGGUUCUCGUGUUCAUGUGAAUCAGGAUAUGAACUGCACUCUGAUGGCUUCACUUGCAUUGAUAUUGAUGAGUGUGCUGUGGAUAAUGAAUGUGAACAAAUGUGUAUUAACACUAAUGGCUCAUUUACUUGCUCUUGUAUGGAGGGCUGCACCUUGGAUGCCAAUGGAAAUAGCUGCUCUGAUUUUAAUGAAUGUGAAAGUGCUGAUCCACGUUUAUAUUGUGAUCAAAUAUGUACUAAUGAAGAUUGUACUGAUGGUGGAUACGAGUGUUCCUGUUACACUGGCUAUAUACUCAAUCUUAAUAACAAUAGGACCUGUUUAGAUAUUGAUGAGUGUGAUGUCGAUAAUGGAGAUUGCUCUCAGUUGUGUCUCAAUUAUCCUGGUAGUUACUCCUGUUUCUGCAGACCUGGCUACUCACUGGAGAUUGAUGGAGUAACAUGCACAGCCACACCCUGUUCUCCAAAGCUAGAGGCUCCACUCAAUGGGAAUUACAAUUGCUCUGAUCCAGCUGAUGGGGUCACUGGUGAUAUCUGUUCCUUUUCGUGUGAUGAUGGGUAUGAUAUCAAUGGCUCAGUAACCAGAGUGUGUCAGGAUAACAGCACAUGGACUGGAAUCACCACCACCUGUACAAGGAAAAGCUGCCCGCCAUUACAAGCAACAGAGACAUAUUUAAUAGCCAGACAUUGUAACACUGAGUUUGGUUCAUCUUGUACCAUAUUUUGUCCUUAUGGCUAUUACAAUGGCACCCCUGGAGCAGAUUAUUAUCAAGAGUACUGCGUACUGGAUAAUACAGGGAACCAGUUAGAAUGGGGCAACACUGAUACUCAAUGCACUCCUCUAUCUUCUCCAUGUAAUCCUAAUCCAUGCAUGAAUAACGGUUUAUGCAGUGUUCAAGACAGUCUCCCGGUUUGUUCCUGUUCCCAGUACUUCACUGGCCAAUACUGUGAAACAAGACUCCUUCAAAUUCUCUCAUCCCUUCCCUCUUUAGCAGUCGGUGACCAAUCGGAUCGUCUCUAUAUAUUGACAGAAAUAGGCCACACCGAUGAUAUAACGGUACACGUUAUUGCUGACCCAACAAUAAAUGUAUCCCCCUCGCCAAUGGUUAGUAUUGACCCCGGUACUGGGUCCGGUAAUUUUGCUCUGAGGGGUUCCAGUGCAGGUGCGUACAGCAUACGUUAUUUAGCUUACAGUCAAGGGAGCAGUGUAGUUCUAUCCACUAAUGAACAGUAUUUCAUUGUUUAUGAUAACAGUGAUGCUCUGAGCUCAACUGGGCUCUACGAGACAGAGGGAGUACUGAAAUCACCAGGCUGCUGCAGUUUGAAUCUCUCAGACUCAUUCUGCCAGUACUGGACUCAGAGUAUUUCAUCUUCAUGCUCGGUGGGAAUGGAUGCUAAUAACACAGUAAAGACUAAUGGAAUUAGUUUUAUGCAUUCAGGUGGGCUUUCCCUUCCUCUCUCUCUCAUUGGUGUUAAUGUUAGUCCAUCGUCUCUCAGUAUGACACCAAACACUGAUGAAGUAUUAUACUGUACUAACUGUACCAAUUCCAGUGGGGCCUGUCUCUCUAGUGAUGCUAAGAAUUCAGACUCCGCCAUUCUUGCGAGAGAUGGAGCAUUGUUUAAGACAUUCUUAAAUCAGGCCCCGUCUUUAUUGCCAUCUGGUAUAACACUGAUGCCUACUGAUGCAACUAUCAGCAGAAAUCUUGCUAUGUAUGAUUUCAUGUCUGAUUUGAUCAGUGAUUCCGAUCAUAUCAGUGAUGAGUGUCAAGGACUUCAGGUUAAUUCACCGACUUAUGUCUUAAAGUCAAACUCCAGGAUCAGUGCUAGUGUGAAUGGUGAAACCAUGGACUAUAAUGUUAAUGACAUUACUUGCUUCUCGUUGGCUCUCUGCUCUCUCCCUUUCUCUCCUCUCACUGUUUCUCUUCCAACCACUGGAAGUAGUGCACUCAUAUCUUCUCUCUCAGGGUUCCGGUAUUAUUCAAACUGGGACUGGAGUCUAUCGAUACGCAGUGUUCAUCUCUCAUCUAAUGGUGCCAUCAAUAACAAUGAUCUACUGUUUAAUAGUCUCAGAUUAUGGAGUGGGUCUGACUGGAUUACCAACCACUCUUCAAGCUUUAAUGAUGUUGGAUUGUUUGUUACGGCAGGUCAUACCUCAAGGGGAGACACUUAUGAUCUUAUUGUAAAGUCUAAUUUCACUGGACAUGUUUCAUUUUCACUCCAAAGACAAAAUUCUCCAGUGUUGUUGAAUGGUGAUGGAGUCUUGUCAAUCACUGCACUCAUUAAUUCUGCCCCUCAGUCCUUUGUAUUGUCCUCUCAAACUGCACAAGGGAUCCUCUUCAAUGAAUCUAAUCCUGAUUUCUCAAGAGGUUUCAGCGUUAACAUGAACUAUGAUUCAGCUCCCAGUUCUGAUUUCUAUCACGAUCUCUUUCCAUUACUUGAUGCCAGCACUCCCUGUCCUGUAUCUUCCUUUGUUAACCUGAGACCUGACUUCACUCCUGGCUGGGUCAGUAUGUACACUCAGUGCCUUGGGCUAAAAAUACACGGCAUGACCAUAUAUGGCCUUACAACAGAGUUAACGUUCCAUUCCUCGUCAUCUUUUUCUCUUUAUACUCACAAUAUCUCACUGACCAUCAAAGCUUAUAAUAACGGACCCAAACCCAUCAGACUAGGUAAAGUCCUGUCCCUCCCAAACUAUGCCUCUACUGGCUCGUAUAUUCUUUUGAAUUAUUCAACCAGUGGUGAUGUCAAUGGUAUGAUUAGGAACGCUCGUUUGAGUCUCUAUGACGUUGACGUAGAAACAAUCAUCGUUGUAACGCCCACUGGUCUAACGAUUGGUUUAUCAUCAGGAUCUCCUCAAGGCAUCUAUAAUAUGAAUAUCAGAGGUGUCAUUCAUCCUGGGGAUAGCUGGGAUACUGCUGGAGUCGUGAUUGAGUCACAGCUGACUGGUAGCAGCUUGAGUGGCUCAUUCUUUAAUCAGCUUCGAUCUAACGUGCACAGUGUACUGGCUGAAUCAGGGGAUUAUGCUAGUUUUAGACUUGAUACUGUUCAAAGUAACCUUGACAGUUCUCAGGAAACAAACUCUUCCUUUGCUAGCUCAUUAAUGGCACUACAGGAUGAGUACAACAGGUCUAUAAUAGAGUAUCAGGAAGCAGUCCAGUCAUACACUGAUGCAGUUGAGGCCAGCAAUCAAAAAUGGAAUGUUUUUAAUGCAACCAUUAGACUAUAUCUCAGUGAAACACAAAUAGAUGCAGUGUAUAAUGCUGCUCAAUGCAUUAAUAACUGUGGCACUGACUGCACAAUGCCUUAUUCAUUUAGACCAUGCACUAGCGACAUUAGUUUACCCAUUAGUGGUCUUGCUGAUUUUGAUAUACCUAGGAACCAGACUCAUCGAAACCCAUCAACAAGCCAAGUCAACUCCUGCAGUAGUGUAAGUGAUUGUGAUGGUGUCAUUGGAGUGAGAUGGAUAGAGAGACAAGGCCUGGUAUUGCCUGUAGCUUAUGAUGGACUUGAUUGCACUAAUGCAUGUCAGUCAUCUCUAUUUCAAGUUAAAACUUACGCUGAUUCCAAUAUAUCCAAUAUCCGUACUCAAUCAGAGCCAAUAGUCUCAUCUCAUUAUAAUACCAACAGAUAUUAUACUUGCUCCCUCUCUACAUGCACUCUACAACCAGUCAGCCAACCUUGUGCUAGUGUUUAUGUAGAAUGUGACCACUCAAGAAGAAUACAAUUAAUCAAUGAGGCUAGCUCAGUGGCUUCACAAGCUAGUAUUGCUGCUUUGUUUAGAAUUAGUUCCGAAUAUGAUGCAUUAUUAGCCAAUGUGUCUCUAGCUAGAGCAGAGCUGAACAACAGAGAAUUAAAAAUGGUGUUACUAAGGGAAAGACUAAACCUUACCUCUGCAGCUCUUACCAGUGCAUCAGCAGUUGCUACUAAAAGUUCAGCUCCUGUUAGUAGUGUAUCAGAACUACUGGAGAGAGAAAUUGGUAUUAGGGACUGGAUUCAAGCCCAUAAUUCUGCUAGUGAUGUACUUGAUGUAUCUUCUCUCAAUUUCACUGCUGAGCUCACCUCACCCUCAAGCAACAGGAUAUCAUUACGCAUUGGAUAUUAUUUCCCUUAUGCUCCGUCUUCUAGUUACCCUCUAUCUAGCAAUAUUGAUCUGAACACACCGCCACAGUUCAUCAUAGAUCAACUCACAAAUGAACUCAUCGUUGAUGCUAGAAACAACAACAACAAUAAUAAUAACAAUAACAAUGGCAGGAAGAGGAGACAGCAAGCUGAUAUCGACACUCGUGGAAUAUUUCUCAACAAAUGCAACAUAUUGCAACAGUUCAUGUCUUAUGUAUCAUUCAUUAAUACAUCACUGACAGAAGCAAUCAGUGAGACAACUGCAACAAUGACAGACAUUGCUAGCCUCAGCUCAAGGCUUCAGUACAGGUAUAACACCAUUGUAUCUAACAGUACUAGUCUAUCAAUGAGUGAACAGGCCACUCUUCAAUCAAGAGAGAAUCUUUAUUUAGCACAAGCUCAGUAUCAGCUACAGCAACAGUCACUGACUGUAUCAAGGGCUAGUAUUGUGCACUGGCUUAAACCAAUAGAGCUGUAUCACAGCAGCCUCGGCUCAAUAAGUAGUCUCUCUUGCUAUACUUUUACUGACUGUCUCAGUGCAAUUUCUGGCUACAUAUUCUCAGAAUUGGUUCGUAUACCAUCAGCUAGUGCCUCGUUAUAUUCACAUAAAGCUAGUGUUAAUAAUGCUAUUGAGUUAAUAGCUCAGAGAAGCAAUAGAGCCAUCACACUAUCUGAUGUACAGUCUGCAAUGGAAAACAUCAGCACUGUAUUGAGGCAUAUCAACGAUGCUAAUUACUGGUGUGUAUUUGAUCCUUCUGUGUCAUCACAAUUACCUCCAGUGAUGCCAAUCCUUGAGCAAUCAUCCGCUACACUACACUGCAAUGUUAAUUCAUCACUACCAAUCAGAUAUCAAUGGAAUAAAGAUGAUAUUAUAAUCAGCAAUGAAUCAAACAGUGAUUUAACACUGAUUUCGUUCAAUGCCGAUGAUUCCGGUUUAUAUUCUUGUACAGGCAUCACUGAUUUUGAAACUGUCGAGACGCUACCAACUCAAGCAUAUCUUUACCGACCUCCCGUACUGGCCCAGACCCCACAAAGGGUCAGUACUCAUCUUUAUAGCAGCAAGGGACUAAGGAUCGAAUGUACCGCCCACUCGCAUCCACUCUCACCUUCCUGGUACUGGGAAUAUGCUGCUAAUGAAGGAGGGAGCUGGAAUAGGAUAAUCAAUGAAACCUCUAAUGUACUAAUAAUUAGAAACCCGUCAAUGUCAGACAAUGGCUACUACAGAUGCACUGCUAGUACUGAGCAUGGAUCAGCUACUUCUCCUUCAAUUAGAGGGACAGUGUUCAGUCCCAGUGUCAGCGUUCCUAAGUAUAACUUUACCAUUACUUUGAGUAGCUUGGGUUCUGGGUCUGGUGCUGAUGAUACUGGGUCCGAAGCAGAUUUGGAUAUUAUCAGGUCCUAUUUGGUAAGAGUUCUUGCAUCGAUGAACAUUGCGGCAAGCUGGAUGGGAGUGAUGGCUGAAGGAGAUUCAUAUUACAGAGCAAGUUUCCUAAUAGCAGCUGCUACUGUCAAUGAUACCAUUCCUCAUAUUGAUGAAUUAGUCAGCUGGUAUGAGAACCAGUUGGAGUCACUAACAACUCAGAAAUCAUUAAUAAUGAAUUACUUCUCCUCCUCUUUGAAUAAUAACGAUGAAAACGUUGAGAUAAUUUCAAAUUCAUUGAUAACAUCUCAAAGGAAAUACGUGUGUCAAUCUGGAGCUGGACUAGACACUGAUAAUUAUAUAUUCUGUGUACCGUGCAAUUCUGGUUACUAUUCAGAACCUGGUUUCCUUACUGAUAUAUAUCGCUAUAUUAAACCAGGGACAUACAUAAAGGACUAUUUAUCAUUAUGCACUCCAUGUCCAGUCGGAUACUACCAGCCAAGCACUGGAUCAACUGGAUGUAUAUCCUGUGAUCCCUUGUAUUCAACUGAAGGAACUGGGUCAACAUCUAGUGAUGAGUGCAAAGCUUUAUGUCAACCUCAUUACUAUUCAGUUGAUGGUUUGUCUCCAUGCACUCCGUGUCCAACUGGCUAUUACCAGCCUCUGUAUGGAAGCACUAGCUGUCUAUUGUGCAAUAACAAUACUGAUAGUUUGCAAUACUGUCCUGAAACAACGCCAGGAGGGACAACUACUCCAACUGAUGAUGCAGAGUUUGAUGUCAUAUUUGUGGCAAGUGUUGCUGGAGGCUCAACACUAGCACUGCUGAUACUAUGUGUUAUUGCUAUCCUUAUUAUUGCAUUGGUCAGUCGACGUCGAUCAGCUAAUAAGAAGAAAAAAUCAGAAAAGGACAAAGUUGUGUUUAAGUUUAUACCGAGAAGAGCUGGUGUAGGAGGAUCGCACAAUAAAUCAGGAGGAAGAAAAUCCUCUAAGAAAUACUCGGACAAUCCACUCUACAUGGCACCGGACAGUCAGGAAAUGAGAGUGAUGACUGGGUCUACUAGUGAGCACUCCAUAAUGAAGACUGAGAUGACGGGAUUGAGCAACAUUGAUGAGUUAUCGGAUUUGGAGAGGAGCAUUGAUGACGAGCCUAUUGACAGCGAUACUGUACCAUUGUAUGCUGUACCAUCAGAUGAAAAGAUUGAAGAGGAAGUGAAGGAAGUAGAGAGUGCCAGUCAAAAGGAGAAGGAGAGUGAAGAGAAGGAGAAUGUCGAUGAAGAGAAGGUCGUUGAGAAGGAGGAGGGUGAAGAGGAGAGGGUUGAUGAUGAAGCUCCUUUAAUAGAGAAAGAAGAGAAAGCAGUUACCUUCUCUGAUGAUACAACUGUAAUUAAUCAAAUAGAGGAAACUGAGGUUUCUUCUCCUACUGAGAGUAAUGAAGGUGAUAUAGAAGCUGUCACGGAAACACUUCCCCCACCAAUUGACAUGGAAGCAGUUCCUCCACCAGUUGACAUGGAAGCAGUUCCUCCACCAGUUGACAUGGAAACAGUUCCUCCACUAGUUGUUUUGGAAACGAUUCCUCCUCCUUUAUCUGUUACUGAUGAGACUACCACUUAUGUCAUUGAUGUAGAGCCCAGUCCUUCAGGUGAGAUAGAGCCUUCAGAUGAUGUCAAGAGCUCUACUAGUGAUGAAAUACCAUUAGAGGGCGAAGAAAUACCAACCAUCACAUUAGUUGAUGAAAAUAAUGAAGUUAUUGGGCCCCCUGAAGGAGGACUUGAUGAUAUCAGUGAAGAUGAAUUUAUUAAACAAAUGAUGUCAACUGAUGAUACACAGGCACCUACUGCUGAUCAAACUGAACCUACUGAUCACACUGAAUCUGCUGAUACUGAUCCUACUGAUGCUGAUCAAGCUGAACCUACUGAUGCUGAUGCUGCUCAAACUGAUGCUGCUCAAACUGAUGCUGAUCAAACUGAUGCUGAUCAAACUGAUGCUGAUCAAACUGAUGCUAAUCAAACUGAUGCUGCUCAAACAGAUGCUGCUCAAACUGAUGCUGAUCAAACUGAUGCUAAUCAAACUGAUGCUGAUCAAACUGAUGCUGAUCAAACUGAUGUUGAUCAAACUGAUGCUGAUCAAACUGAUGCCGAUCCUACUGAUGCUGAUCCUACUACAAUAACUGAUAUUGAUACUGCAUUGGAUACUCCUCAGGCUGAUAUUAUAGUAAAAGAAGAAUCAGCUGCAGUUGAAACUAGUUCAGAGGAUGUUCCUGCUGCUCAAAUACCUCCCGAAGCACCUGAGAAUACUUCAGAAGUACCAGAAAUACCUAAAGGAGAGGAAACCACAAAAGAAGCAACCAUCCCAACAGAAGAUGAUCAACCUAAAGGAGAGAGUGCAGACAGUAAAGAUGAAGAGGCUACAGCCACUACUGUUGAAGGAGAUGAAUUGCAAAGAGCAAUAGAUCAGGCACUACUUGAAGCCAAGCUAGUAGAAGAAGCUUACAAAGAAAAAGAAAAGGAAGAUAGAGUACCUGUUCCAAUACCAGCCACUACUGAUGAAGAUACUCCAACUGAGGCCAUGAAAGAUGAAGAGAGUUCUACUCCUCCUCCUCCUCCUCUCUCUCCUGUCCCUGCUGAGCAAGAAGAGUCUGCUGUACAAGUAGAAGCUCCCAAGAAGAAGCAUGCUAUUAUUAUAGUUCAAAGUGACUCCAAAAAUGAAGAUGAAGAUGAAGAUGAUGAAGGAAAGGAGACACUAAUAGAUGACAUGCCCUCAAGCUACUCUUAUAACAUUGCUGACUCUGAAAAGAAACUUCAAGACAUUAGACGAAAGUCGAGUCCUUUUGUUGGAGGUAGGGCUAAUCUUUUAAGAGUUGGAGAAGAUCAUUUAAAACCAGCUAGCAGUCUGCCAGCUCUUAAUGUUGAUGAGGACUAUGGAGAUGUUGCUAAAUCCAGCGCCUCAACCUCAAAUGUUUACAAUUAGUUUUCUACAACUUUUCCUUGUUCUUUCUUUUCUUAGCUCCUCCAAGCUCUCUUUUCUCAUGCAUAUAUAGACAUACAUAACAUGCACAUGUAUACUUGAGACAAAUGUGCCCCAUCACUUAUAUUGUAGCUGUAUAUUUAUUUUUUAUAUUUAAGAAGCAUAACUAUU